Rhea pennata is the source of this 1192-nucleotide messenger RNA. RefSeq names its product G protein subunit gamma 10 (gene GNG10). Gene Ontology annotation, molecular function: G-protein beta-subunit binding. Bases 58 to 264 code for a protein of 68 amino acids. Lineage: Eukaryota; Metazoa; Chordata; Aves; Rheiformes; Rheidae. Gene Ontology annotation, cellular component: heterotrimeric G-protein complex. The record is from RefSeq and is a predicted model, not a curated record. Gene Ontology annotation, biological process: G protein-coupled receptor signaling pathway. The transcript has 3 exons.
CGGUCCGAGCCGAGCCGAGCCGAGCCGAGCCGGCGGCGCUGCCUGCCCGGCGCGGCGAUGUCGUCCGGCGGCAGCCUGGGCGCCCUGCAGCGGCUGGUGGAGCAGCUGAAGCUGGAGGCGGCGGUGGAGCGGAUCAAGGUCUCUCAGGCAGCUACAGAACUCCAGCAGUACUGCAUGCAAAAUGCCUGCAAAGAUGCCUUGCUUGUUGGAGUUCCUGCAGGGAGCAAUCCCUUUCGAGAACCCAGAUCCUGUGCUCUCCUCUGAAAUCAGGGAAGGUCAUCAGAGAGCUGCCUUCAAGGAUGACAUGAAUAACAACUGCCUUCCCUUUCCAAGGAAAGACUUGCUUUUGUGUGGCUAAAAUGAUCUACUAAUAAUUUUAUCUAUUUGUUCUUGUGCAUCUGUACUUCACUAGGCCACUCACUAAUGUUUGUGAAGUUUUUACUAUAAUUAGUAUUCUUUUCAUAAUUGUCACUAUUGUUACUACACUAUACUAACUGCACAAAUAUCUUUGACAUGUUUACAUUUUAGAGAAGAAAAGCACAUGAAUCUUCACCAAAUUACUAAUUUCUAUCUUGGUACGUUGUUAUGCUUGAAUGAAAGAUUUUCUGCCUACACAAAUUACAUCAUUUUGGAAAGUAAAAAUACUUGUAUUUUCCAAAGUAAAAUAUCCUUAAAAUGAACUGUUAAAAUACAAAAAUAAUUGCUGUUUGUAGUAAGAUAUUGUUCUUGAAUGGAACUUUUUUUUUAAUUGACAAACGUUGGAAUCAGCUACACUAUUUUUCAAGUGCAUUUAAGUUUACAAAGGAGACAUACUGACUGGCACAAAAUGUAGCACAGGCUUCAUUCUUAAGGCAUGUUUCUUACAAAACUUCCAGUGGGUUUAAUACUUCUCCUAAUUUGUAUUCAUAAGGAUACUGCCUUGGUGGAAAAUCCUUGACAAAUGUUUAAAAUGUGGCCAGACACUAAAACCACAUGAACGCAAAGGUAUUUGCAUGCAUAUGUGUCAAGGUUUGAAAUACAUAUAAAUUACAAAGUUCUGCAAAUAAAAUGUGCUUGGUUAUGCGCCUUCUUUUUUUUUUACAGAGCACUUUUACAAGGAAAACAUUAAUUUUUUUACUAUUUUUUUUCGGUUUGUUUACUAUCCAUUGUUUGUAUUAAUCUAGAAGUUUGGAAAUAAAACUCCUUUCCCUAC